Molecule: messenger RNA, 1887 nt
Organism: Diaporthe batatas
Lineage: Eukaryota; Fungi; Ascomycota; Sordariomycetes; Diaporthales; Diaporthaceae
Product: RNA-dependent ATPase DBP3
Exons: 2
Coding region: 1-1887 (628 amino acids)
Biological process (GO): rRNA processing
Cellular component (GO): nucleolus
Molecular function (GO): RNA helicase activity; RNA binding; ATP binding
Source: RefSeq, a predicted model, not a curated record
AUGUCAAGCGAUAAGAAGCAUCGCCUUGAGGGCGAUGCCGAUGCUGUGCAGAAGGUGAAGAAGGUCAAGACCGACAACUCCGCUGCCGUCGAGGAUGCGCCGGUGAAGGAGAAGAAGGACAAGAAAGAAAAGAAAGAGAAGAAGGACAAGAAAGACAAGUCCGAGAAGAAGAAGGAUAAGAAAGACAAGAAGGAAAAGAAGGAGAAGAAGGAGAAGAAGGACAAGAAGAACAAGGACAAGGAGCAGUCCGAGGAGCAGAAUGGCGACGAUGACACUGCGACAGCCGAUGCCAUGGACGUCGACAUCCCCGCCGAUGCGCCUGCUCCUGCCGAGGAUCAGCCAACUGCAAAGAAGGAGAAGAAGGACAAGAAGGACAAGAAAUCCAGGGACAAGAAAGAGAAGAAGGCGGAUAGGAAAUCAGAUGACGAGGUUGUCGCAGAAGCCCCUGCCACCAAUGGCGAGUCCUCCAAGUACCAACAGACCGCCGCCCUGAGUGCUGUUCCCGAGUCCGAGGUCAAGACGUUCCUCGAGGAGAAUUACAUCGCCAUCCACGACCAAAAGAACCCUUCGACCACACUCCGCCCGAUCCUCAAGUUCACCCACCUCCCUGCCACUCGCCUCCUGUCCAAGAACCCCUUCGGAACCUUCACAACUCCGACACCCAUCCAGGCCGCCUCCUGGCCCUUCUCCCUCUCAGGCCGUGAUGUGGUCGGUAUUGCAGAGACCGGCUCGGGCAAGACCUAUGCCUUCUCGCUGCCCUGCGUCGAAGCCUUACUGUCCCUACCGAAGCCCGCCAACGGGAGGACUGCCCCUACCCGCGCCGUGAUAGUAUCACCGACGCGCGAGCUGGCAAUGCAGACGCACGAGUCAAUCAGCACGUUGGCGUCGCUGGUUGGCCUGAAGGCAGUGUGUAUCUACGGCGGCGCAAGCAAGGACGACCAGCGCAACCUCCUUCGCAAGGGCGCAGACAUCAUCGUCGCCACGCCCGGCCGGUUGAAGGAUUUCCUGUCAGAGGGCUCCAUUUCGCUGUCUGAGGCGGCCUUUGUGGUCUUGGACGAGGCGGAUCGCAUGCUGGACAAGGGUUUCGAGGAGGACAUCAAGCUGAUCAUUGGAUCCUGCCCGGCCAAGGAGAAGAGGCAAACACUGAUGUUCACGGCGACGUGGCCCUCUGAGGUCAGAGGACUGGCGGAGACGUUCAUGGUAGAUCCCGUCAAGGUGAUCAUCAACAAGAACAAGCCCGGCGGUGAGACGGGCGAUGGCAACGGCAACGGCACUAUUGAGCUGCAGGCCAACAGCCGGAUCGAGCAGACUGUCGAGGUCGUGGACCCAAGGGGCAAGGAGAGGCGGCUGCUAGAGAUCCUCAAGGAUGCCCAGAAGGGCAAGGCGCGCAACGACCGCGUCCUGGUGUUCUGUCUUUACAAGAAGGAAACUACUCGAGUGGAACAGUUCUUGACGAGUCGCGGCCUCAGCGUGUGUGCCAUUCACGGCGACCUGAGGCAAGAGCAGCGCACAAGGAGUCUGGAAGCGUUCAAGGCUGGCACGACAACGAUCAUGCUGGCUACAGACGUCGCCGCAAGAGGUCUUGAUAUUCCCGAGGUGAAGCUCGUGGUGAAUCUGACGUUCCCCUUGACAAUCGAGGACUACGUUCACCGUAUCGGCCGUACCGGUCGUGCAGGCAAGGCGGGCAAGGCUAUCACGCUUUUCACCGAGCAUGACAAAUCACACUCUGGCUCCUUGAUCAAUGUGCUCAAGGCUGCCGGCCAGCCUGUGCCCGAAGAGCUCCUGAAGUUCGGCACGACCGUCAAGAAGAAGCAGCACGACGCAUACGGUGCGUUCUUCAAGAAUGUAGACAUGAGCAAGAAGGCGACCAAGAUCACUUUCGAUUAG